Gadus chalcogrammus (walleye pollock) is the source of this 2134-nucleotide messenger RNA. Its product is annotated as N-alpha-acetyltransferase 35, NatC auxiliary subunit-like. The record is from RefSeq and is a predicted model, not a curated record. The transcript is spliced from 15 exons. Bases 1 to 1329 code for a protein of 442 amino acids. Lineage: Eukaryota; Metazoa; Chordata; Actinopteri; Gadiformes; Gadidae. Gene Ontology annotation, biological process: N-terminal peptidyl-methionine acetylation. Gene Ontology annotation, cellular component: NatC complex.
AUGCCUUUCAUAACGGCUGUUUCUCACUUAGUAGCAUGGAUAAUUCAUGAAAACACCUCAUCUAAAAGUCUAAAACCAAAUGUUAAAUGUCAAAAAAAAACUGACCUGCGGGUCACAGGUAUGCUUAAAGACGUGGAGGAGGAGUUACAGAGAAAAGUCAAGAGCACGCGCACUAGACAAGGAGAGCAGCGAAACGCUGAGAUAGAGACGGAGCAUCAGCAGUAUUUGGCCCUUUACAACAGAAUCAAGUUCAUUCGUUUGCUGCUGACUGCUCUGAUUGCCUUUACAAAGAAAGAGACCAGUUCAGUUGGGGAAGCCCAGAAGCUGAUGGCUCAGGCUGCUGACCUACUAUCGGCCAUCAACAGCAGUAUACAUCACGGCAUCCAGUCACAGAAUGACACCACGAAAGGAGACCACCCUAUCAUGAUGGGAUUCGAACCCUUGGUCAACCAGAGAUUGCUGCCCCCAACCUUUCCCCGCUAUGCCAAGAUCAUCAAGAGGGAGGACAUGGUGGUGUACUUCAGUAAGCUCAUAGAGCGCAUCAAGACCGUUUGUGACGUCAUCACCACCAUCAACCUCCAUGGUAUCCUGGACUUCUUCUGUGAGUUCAGCGAGCAAUCCCCCUGUGUUCUCUCCAGGUCCCUACUACAGACGACGUUCCUGAUCGACAAUAAGAAAGUGUUUGGAACCCACUUGAUGCAGGACAUGAUCAAAGAUGCCCUCAGGUGUUUCGUGAGUCCACCGGUCCUAUCCUCAAAGUGCUGUCUUUUCAACAACCACCAGGCCAAAGACUAUAUUGACUCCUUCGUCACACACUGCUCCAGGCCCUUCUGCAGUCUGAUUCAGAUCCAUGGAUACAACCGUGCUCGGCAGAGAGACAAGCUGGGCCACAUCCUGGAGGAGUUUGCCACAUUGCAGGAUGAGACCAUGGUGGCGUUGGAUAUGGACGGAAAGGUGCGCAAACCCAGCUUUGAGUUGGACAGCGAGCAGGUUCGCUACGAGCACCGCUUCGCCCCCUUCAACAGCGUGGUCACCCCUCCCCCCGUGCACUACAUUCAAUUCAAGGAGAUGUCCGACCUGAAGAAGUACAACCCUCCACCGGGAUCCUCUGACCUCUACCUGGCGGCCAGCAAGCACUUCCAGCAGGCCAAACUCAUCCUGGAGAAUGUCGCCACGCCGGACCCAGAGGUGAACCGCAUCCUCAAGGUGGCCAAACCCAACAUGGUGGUCAUGAAGCUCUUGGCCGGGGGACACAAGAAGGAGAACAAGGUUCUCCCAGAGUUUGACUUCUCAGUCCACAAAUACUUCCCCUUGGUGAAGAUCAUUUGAUUCAGAGGAACCCUUUCAAGACUCGAUACUUUGCAGAAAAUCCUCAACCAAGUGCGCCUGACAGACUGUCUAUGUUCAGACGAUUGAAACCAGACUACACUGCAUACGUCUGAAAUCUUGAGUACGAUCUUUGUGGCAUUGUACACAUCAGUAUUUUUGCCAAGGUGUGUCUGUUUGUAUGUGCGCAUGUUUUUGUUCAAAUUUUCUUUGGUGAAAGCAUGCUUAGUGUGUUUCAUGCAAAGGUGUGUUGUUUUGAGACCAUCAAUGAUCCAGACUAAAGUAUAAGGUUACGUAUAGAAUCAAGUCACUGUUUUUGUUUUUAUUUUAGGUUGGAUACACAAUUGGGGUUUGGGGCAAAUUAAGCUAAUAUUGAGCACAAAGCCUAGUCCAGCUAGGUCUACGUUCUUCAGUAUUUACUUCGUCCUUUAAAACUAGGACAGAGUCCAAGAAUUUUUUUAUUGUGUAUAAAUAACUGAUGUGAUACUUUAGAGAAAUAAACCUGCUGAAGAUAUGUUUGGAUUUCCGAUAUUUGUGAAAAUAAAACCUUUUUUGUUGUAAUUUCAACUUCCCAAAAACCCAUUGUAAAUAUUUUAUAAACAGUUGAAUGCCACAACUUACUUGACUUACACUUAAAAUGAACACAUGGAAAUUCAUAAGGAGACACAAUUUUAUUAUGUCUGUUGAGUAUCUCAUUGGAUCUAAGAGACUUUUACAGCUCAAUUAAGGAUUUUCUCGCAUGGUUUUGGUAAUCCAGUCCAGGUAGAAGCAGAUAUCAAGAAUCUCCGAUACGUUGGUACAAUCGUUC